Morone saxatilis (striped sea-bass) is the source of this 3592-nucleotide messenger RNA. It is a transcript of the gene pgghg, whose product is annotated as protein-glucosylgalactosylhydroxylysine glucosidase. The transcript has 14 exons. Lineage: Eukaryota; Metazoa; Chordata; Actinopteri; Moronidae. Gene Ontology annotation, biological process: carbohydrate metabolic process. Gene Ontology annotation, molecular function: catalytic activity. The record is from RefSeq and is a predicted model, not a curated record. Bases 422 to 2545 code for a protein of 707 amino acids.
CAUUUCAGACUUCAUCCUCCUCAUUAAAUCCGUGCCAGGUUUUCCAGCAGACCCAGAACCCUCCAGGUUUUAUUUGCAGCACACAGAGCUGCAUGCAUGGCUUCCUCCUACAGUACUGAUCCUCGACACUACUAACUUGGGUCCACUUUAUCAGCAACUUUUGAGUUCUUUGCUUUCACCAGACAUGAACUGUGGAAGAAAUGAGAGCACAUAAGCUGUUUUUUAAAGAGGUUAAAGUUUAACAAGCGGUUUUGGAACUUUUACCUUCAAUUUGCUUUUUUUCCAGCAUUUUUCUUUGUUGCAGAAACAGAUUCUUCUUCCUGUUCACAACGGGGACCAUCACAGCGAACCCUGACUGCAUUCGGGGAACCAGACUACUUGGUCCAGUUUAAGCUUUUCAAGUAAAGAUCUCCUCCUCGCCAUGUCCUGUGACUCAGACCCUUACAUCUUUACCACCGACACCCUACCGACUGACCUCCGCUUCCUCCCUCCACUGGCCAAUGGGCUUCUGGGAUGGAGGGUGUACAACAAUAUCAUGCACAUGGGUGGCGUGUACAACGGGGAGGGUGGACGUUGUCACCGAGCAGAUGUCCCCUGUCCUCUAGCUGUGAAGCUGGAGUCAGAAGAAGCGGCCCAGCACUCCUACAGCCUAGACACCCACACAGGCAUUUUUACCCACACUCUGAGCUCAGCAAGUGUGACCGUCUCCCAGUCUUUGUAUUCGCACCGGUACUACUCCAACCUGAUGGUGAUGGAGGUUCUGUUGGUGCGUCAGGUGACUUCGGAGGAGCCAAUCACCGUUAAGCUGGUCAGUUCAUUCACACCUCAGAGCAAAGACAUCGUGUUCGAGUCUGAUCCUGAUUACAAAGGAGGAAGGCACAUCCAAGGAAAGACGAACAGCGCUGAGUUCCCAGGAGGUUCCUGUCCCACAGUGCACCUUAUCUGGACCCCCGUGCCCUCCACUCUGACUCUGCUCCCAGAACGGAGCCAGUCUCGCUGGGGCUUCGUCCUGGUCGUGGCCAACAGCUCAGACACUGCUGAGGCCGGUUUUGACGAGGGCCUGGAUCUGAUGGCGACCGGUAACCUGCGUCCGUCUCACGAGAACGCCUGGAAAGAACUGUGGCUGCAGAGCAAGGUGGAGGCGACGGGCUCAGAGAGCCUCGGCAAGGCUCUGAUUGGCUGCAUGUUCUACCUCCUCAGUGCCUUCCCCUCCAUACAUGACACCUCCAGCUCCUUUGGCGGGGUCAGUCCGGGCGGGCUGUCUAAUGGCGGGGACGGUCAGGACUACUGGGGCCACGUUUUCUGGGACCAGGACAUUUGGAUGUAUCCGGGUAUCGCCCUUUUCUAUCCCAAGCUCGCCCGAUCUGUGCUGCAGUACAGAGUCGGGACUAUAGAUGGCGCAAAAGACAACGCACAAAAGCAGGGAUACAAGGGAAUAAAGUUCCCGUGGGAGAGCGCAGUGUCGGGGAGGGAGGUGUGUCCAGAAGACAUUUAUGGACAACAAGAGAUUCACAUAAACGGAGACGUCACUCUGGCCUUCCAGCACUAUCUCUACCUCACUGAGGACCUGUCCAUGUUCACACAGGGCCAGGGCAGUGAGGUGAUAUACGGUGUGGCUGAUUACUGGGUUUCUAGAGUUACCUGGAACCCAGACGACCACAAGUAUCAUCUCACGGGUGUCAUGCCACCCGAUGAGUAUUAUUACAAUGUCAACAACUCUGUGUACACAAACACGGUGGCCAAAUUCAGUCUCCAGUUCGCUGUAGAAUUGGCUGACCUCCUCCAACAUCCUGCACCGAAGGAAUGGCAAGAAGUUGCAGAACACCUAAAAAUACCUUUCGACCAAGAAACCCAGUACCACCCUGAGUUUGAUGGCUAUAUUAAAGGUCAUCCAGUGAAGCAGGCAGACACAGUGAUGUUGGGAUAUCCUCUUGGACUGCCAAUGACCCCAGAGGUCAGGAGAAAUGACCUCGAGGCCUAUGAGCCAGUAACAGACCCUCAGGGUCCAGCCAUGACAUGGGUACGACACAGCAUGUUGUAUGGUCAGCACAAAGCUGGUGUAUUUGAGAUUUACUGGCAAAUGCACUUGGGGAGGGCUGAGAACAGCUCACAAAUUCACUUGAGACAGCUGCUUCAAGAACAUCCCAGCGGGCCAUUCCAGGUAUGGAGUGAAUCAUCAGACGGCUCCGGUGCAGUGAACUUUCUCACGGGUAUGGGAGGAUUCCUGCAAGCUGUGCUCUUCGGUUAUACUGGCUUCAGAGUUCAGAAGGAGUGCCUGGCCUUUUCCCCACUACUCCCCAAUGAUAUUUCUGAACUCUGCAUCCGUGGCGUGAACUACCUGGGCAGUCAGAUGGACUGGCUGCUGAGGAAAGAGGAAGUUUGUAUCAUACUGAGGGAACAGGCUGGCAACGCUAAGUCCUACAAUCUACAGGUUGUCUUGAAGGCAUCAGGGACGAAACUCCCUCUCACACCAGGGCAGCCAGUGACUUUUCCUCGAGAGCCUGGGUACAUUUGUAAACUGACACCUUCCUGUUGGCCUUUCUGAAACAGCAACCAUGACCUUCCUGAUCAGUUCAUUUACCAAGAAUUAAAAAUAUGUUAAGCAUUUGUUUUAAGGUACUAAGUUGUAUGUUGCCAUUCACUCGAGCACCCAUUGACAGUGGGAGCACAAACAAGUAUAAAAGGAACUUGUUUUGAUAUAAUUAAAGCUGCAGUAGGUAACCUUUCUAAAAAUUACUUUGACAUAUUUGCUGAAAGUUUCACUAUAUCCUGACAGUGCAAAUACCAUCAGGAGCACUAGGAGGAGCCAGAGGAACCUGAUCUGUUCACAGAUUAUCUGUCUCAUGUUCUACCGUCAGGAUAUAGUGAAACUUUCAGCAAAUAUUUGUCAUAUUUUAAGUUACCUACUGCAGCUUUAAAAGAAAAUGUGUAAGUGCUCACCUGUACUCAUUUGUUAACUCAAUGGACCUUCCCUCUGGCUGGUUGCACCAGAAAGGACUACAUUAUACAUUUAUAUUAGCUUAACAAGUAGAGUGUGCUCCUUUUUUCAUUUCAAAGUGCUUAUGUAUGUGAAAACACAUGAAAACAAUUGUUAUUUUUAUUAUAACUUUUGUUAAAAUAACUGUUAUUUUAUAAUUCAGUGGCCUACAAACAUUUCUUACAGGGCUGCACGAUAUGGCAAAAACAUCAUAUUGCAGUUAUUUUGAGAGAUUUUGUAAUAUGAUUCAUGAUUUGUGCGGUAAUGAUUGUUUUUGCCUCACAAAUAAAAAAUGUUGCUUAACAAAUGAGUAAAAUCAGGGUAUUGUUAUAUUUUUUGAAGUCUGUACAAAACAUGUUAACAAGCUAGAACAAGAUUUGUUGGCCAGAUCUUCUGUAUCUUCAUUAUAAUGCCAUUUUGUUACAUUUUACCUUCAUCAUAUUGCACUUGGCCAUACGGCGAUUUCACUCAUAUUUUGAUUAACUGUGCAGCUCUAAUUUCUUACAGUUUAUCUGAGCGAUCAGGUGUUAUAAUAUUACCAUGUUAUGAAACCAUAAACCAAUGAUAUUGUCAUGCAAACGAAAUAUAUUCCAAUAAAACUUCUUACAUUCUCCA